AUGGGGACCGAUGAAAUCAAUUUAGCUGUUCUCAUCGCUCUCAAUAUUCUCAUAAUUCCUCUAACAUGGUUUAUAUUACGUAUUGUCAUCAAACCCAAAACAGUGCAAAAACCAGACAUAACAGAUGAGCAUUCUUCCCUGGUCAUCAAUGAAGAAGAGAAAGAUGAAACAAAUACAAAAAACAUUCGUUAUAUUCAUGAAGGUGAAUCAGCCGGUGAAUAUUCGAAGAAAUGGACAUCAACAUAUGAUCUGGUAUUCUUAAUCUUGAUGGUUUGUUUUUUGAUAAUUCUUUCAAUUUUGACAAGCAUCUAUAUUCCAUCAUUUUGGACAGAAUGGAAAUUUUGGUUAAAGCAAAUUUUCGCAUUUAUCUUCAUUAUGUUUGUUGUAUUUUGUGGUGGUCUAUUGUGUCGACAUUAUUGUCAAAUAGAUGAACAUGGUUAUAUCAUCACCAAUCGUUCAAGUCAUUUCAAAGUGAACUAUACCAAGAAGAUACAACAUCUCGCUGUUCAUGUUAUACCUUUGGUUAUAUCUACACAUAAAAGUGAUCAUUCCAUAUUGUACAACUUGAUCUCGUUAACUUGGUCGUACUAUACUGUUCUUUUAACAAACCUAAUCUUAAUCAAACCGUUGCGUGAACGAUCAACGUUUUUAAUGACGCAAUUCAACUCAAUUGAUCGUCCUGAAGAUCGUCCGCAUACUUUAAUGUGGGUCACACUUUGUAACAAUGUACCAACGUAUGCCGUCACAAUAUUUUUUCGUUGGCUAUUCAAUAUUUAUGGUUUCGAUAUGAAUGCAGUUUUUAUUUUUACAUUGGUGAAUACAGUUGGUGAUGGUUUAGCUGAACCAGUUGGAAUUUAUUUUGGUAAACAUCGGUAUAAAACUCGAGGUUGUUUCAAUCGAACAAGAUAUGAGCGAUCAUUUGAAGGUUCAGCUUGUGUGUUCAUCUCAGCAGUUUUCUUUACAUCGAUAUUUUCAUUUACAUUUCGAAGUUAUCUCCAAAUAUGGAUUACAUUACUGAUUUUACCAAUAUCGAUGACGGUGGCUGAGGCAACUAGUCCACAUACAUGUGAUUCAGCAUUUAUUCAUGGUGUUGGUGGUUUGAUAAUCUUUUUUGUCUUACUUUUUGUAUAA
This is a messenger RNA of Adineta ricciae, 1131 nucleotides long. The record is from the annotation of a GenBank genome assembly. Lineage: Eukaryota; Metazoa; Rotifera; Eurotatoria; Adinetida; Adinetidae.